Oncorhynchus keta (chum salmon) is the source of this 3072-nucleotide messenger RNA. It is a transcript of the gene fbxo16, whose product is annotated as F-box protein 16. Bases 181 to 1344 code for a protein of 387 amino acids. The record is from RefSeq and is a predicted model, not a curated record. The transcript has 8 exons. Gene Ontology annotation, molecular function: protein binding. NCBI's taxonomy places the organism in Eukaryota, Metazoa, Chordata, Actinopteri, Salmoniformes, Salmonidae.
GUAAACUGUACGAGCGCUUGAAGAACAAAGUGACAUGUACUGGUAAUCCUAUGGACAAGAUACGAAUACGUAACACUGAGGAUUCGUGAUUGGGAUGAUAACUAUGCUUGCUUGCUUCAUGCAUCAUAGGCCGGAGGAGAUUGAUGAUCUGACUUGUUGCGGAUUUGUAGCAGCUGAAAAAUGUCCUUUGCACCGAGGACCUCACUAACCUCGGCCAAGAUGACCUCACUAACCUCGGCCAAGAUGACCUCACGAACCUCGGCCAAGAUGCAGACCAAAAUGAGUGCCUGGACACCUCUUAACCACCAGCUGUCUAAUAACAAUGUAAAGGUGUUUGAAGAGCGAAGAAACCUGCUGGGAAAAUGGUUUGACAAGUGGAGCGACGGCCAGAGGAAGGCGGUUCUACAGGACUUUUUCUCGCGGUGUUCAGUGGGCCAGCUGCGUUUCCUCCGUCAGAACCUGACCAAGAGGGUUCCAGAAGAGAACCUAGACUUCACCUCUGUCCUGCCCAGAGUUCUCUCUCUCUAUGUCUUCUCUUUCCUCGACCCCAGGAGUCUUUGCAGGUGUGCACAGGUGAGUUGGCACUGGAAGGGUAUAGUUGAGUUGGACCAGCAAUGGAUGCCCAAGUGUCUUAAACUGGGCUGGUGCAUCAACUUUGCUCCCACACCAUUUGAACAUGGGGUCUGGAAGAGACACUACAUAGAGACCGUACUGGAGCUCCACAUCGGCAAACCUAAGACUCUAUCACAGCAGGAGUUCAUUGUCCCCGAGGUGAUGUCCAUAAACAGUGUGACAUUUGACCAAUCAGAGAGCUUCCUCAGAGAGGUGCGAUCCGCACGCCCCGUCCAGCAAGAGAGGAGCGGUGGCGGCACCACGAGGUGGUCAUCAGGGUCCCAGCUGAAGGGGCUACCCCCGUGGAGGGGUGCAGACAGACACCCCACUGACACCGUGCGAUUCAAUUAUCUGGAAAAUCUGGACCCCAUAGAGCACGCCCACCAAGCAAAAGUGAAGAGCAGAGGGUUCUUCAACACGUACAAUGAAAAUAAGAAAGAGUUGUCUGCAUUCAAUUAUAAACUGCGCAAGGCAAAGUCAUUGAUGUUCCUGUCCUUGGACCUGACUCCAGGUUCGGGUUCUGGAGCAGGACAGCAGAAGCAGAACCGGUUCCGCCCCCAAUGGGCCACACAGAGCCUAGAGUACCCUGUCACCAAGUCAACAGCCAAGAGCCUGUCGCGGUCGAGCCAAUGGAACGCUGGGAUACGACCUGGUCCUGUGAGGCCAGCGGUGCCCAGGCUCAGUCAGGAAGGACUGAGAGCAUCAAAUGAGGACAAACAGGAGUACUCCUAGUUAGAAACAUCUUUCCCUCCCUUCCUUCCUCCUUGUCUUCUUUCCUACUUUCCUUAAAUCUGUCCAUCGCACAGGACACACAGGACCACGCCUAGUAAGACAAUAGAUGACCAAUCCUUUCGAUGUACAUUCUUGUUUGAACUAACAGAAUGAGCUCUCCAUCAAAAAGGAAACUUGUGUCCAAGCAAACACGUGACAUUACAUUCUUACUCAAUGAAUGCUUUCUUUCACUGCGUGAAUGUUCUGUAUCAUGUAUGAUGUAUAAUUGACUUACAUGGUUUGAGGUUUCAGCAGCACCACUGUUUGAGGGACAUCCUUGGAGGAUACAAGCUUCCAGUGGGGGAUCAGACGAGUGAACUAUAUCGCCACCCUGUGGAGCACGUUAGUACUGUAGCACAAACAGAACGCAGCAGCGGUGCUCAACUGGAGUCUGACCAAUGUUCCCUCUAGUUUUUUGUUUUGUUUUGGGGGGGGGGGCUGAGGCUGUACCCAUACGGGUUUUAGACAAUGGCCCAAAUAGGUGACUGAAAAUUGCCUUGGGUUGCAUGAUGCAAGAAACCCCUUUACAAAUGAAAAUUAAUUAUUACCAUACAGAGAAUUAGACAAUGUACGCUACCCCUCUGCCUAUUGGCUUAUUUGCAUAUUCAAGCCUGUCUCAAAAUACAACUCUGCUCCUUUAAGACAAGCUUUUUACCGGACUGACUUUUCAAAGACAUGUUGAAAUGUAGCCUACACGUUUUGUGCUCUUGUAGGAAGCUGGAACUCCCCAUUGCUGACCUAUACUUAUCUAUAACUGAGCUAAUAACGCGCUAACUAGCAAAGAAUAUCAAGAAGUGUGCACACGGGCGGCUCAGAUCUGAAAAGCGCAUUCACUCUACUCCAUGCACUCUGGCUACAACAAAAUCAGACUCAAUCUUGUAAAAUGAGGUUUGUUGCAUUGAAAAGGGGCUGAUAUGUUGAUUCGAUCACAAAAAAAAAAACGUUGAUCUAUACAUUGCAAACUAAUUGGGCGAACUCAGUGAAGUUCAAUCUCAUGCAUUUCUUCUGCGCGGCAGUCCUGGAGGAAAUGCGCGCAGUUUAGAAGGAACAUUGGUCGAGUGGUUAGAAAUCUGUCGCGGGUGUCUGACUAAAUAAAAUGGUUGUUUUGGGGUGAUGAAUAAAAGACUCCAGUCUGCACUUAAACUACGAAAGCCAGGUAAAGGUUGUAGAAAUCAUUUAAACAAAUGUAUCUCAAUAUCGAGCUAUUCAGCAGAUUUGGUUGAUUUUGUAGUCUCAAACCAGUUAGCAUACACACGUUUAUCAAUCACGGGUCAAAUUAGUAUUGACAAUAGAACAUGUGGGAACGUUGUUACCUUGUCAUAUACAUUGCUACAUCAAUAUAGCGUUACAAAUACUUCUCCAGGUGGCUUUUUUUAGUUCUAAUAUUGGGUUGCGACCGAGACAACGGGUACCAAUUUGGGUCCGGAGGCAAAAGCAGUUGAGAAGCACUGGUAUACAAUACAGAGGACGUACAGUACUGAUAACAGUACUAUACAUGCUGAAGUAGUGACAAUCAGAAGAGAAGCCGUUCAACCAAACAGUACUGGGAAGAUGGAACUGAGAAGUGUACUCUUGAUUUUACAUCAAAUCAUGACGUACAUUUCCACUAAGUUGAAUUAUGACAAGAACACAAUCAUUUCAUGUUUGGUAUGGAACAAUGUCAAUAAAAUAUUCAUGACAACAAACCCA